GCACAAAGGGGUCUGAACGAGUUGAGCGCUCGUGCUGCGCUGGGCGUUGCCAGGCGAAGCGAGUGUCGCCGAGGCCGCUACAGUUGGCCUCUCGCUGGCCCGGCCCAGCCCAGCCCACGGAUCCCGAGUGGAGAACACGAGCACCGCCGGACUCGCUGGCGAGCUCCCAGGCGGGGCGCCCCGGCCUCUCAAGGGUGGCCGAGCGAGGGUUACCCGGGCGAGCAGGACCCACGGAAAUAACUGGUAAUAAGACCUCUGUAGCCAUGGCUAGUUCUGACGUGAAACCAAAAUCAGUAAGUCAUGCCAAAAAGUGGUCAGAAGAGAUAGAAAAUCUGUACAGAUUUCAACACGCAGGAUAUCGAGAUGAAAUUGAAUAUAAACAAGUGAAGCAAGUUGCUAUGGUAGAUCGUUGGCCAGAGACAGGAUAUGUGAAGAAACUUCAGAGACGGGACAAUACUUUCUAUUACUACAACAGACAGAGGGAAUGUGAUGACAAGGAAGUCCACAAAGUGAAAAUUUAUGCUUACUAGCCUUACUUCUUUGUAUUACCUGUCAUUAUCUUUUUAAAAAUCCACUGUUUGAUUCUACAUAUGUAAGUGUCAUUUUACAAAAGACUCCAAAAUGCAGACUUCAAUGGAAUGUUUUGAGACACAAAAGCCAUGAAACUUGGUCUCUAAUAAUCAUCCCAUUCUGUUCUAAAAUAUAACUGCAGUAGCAUUCCA
This is a messenger RNA of Aethalodelphis obliquidens (Pacific white-sided dolphin), 722 nucleotides long. It is a transcript of the gene MEIG1, whose product is annotated as meiosis/spermiogenesis associated 1. The transcript is spliced from 3 exons. NCBI's taxonomy places the organism in Eukaryota, Metazoa, Chordata, Mammalia, Artiodactyla, Delphinidae. The record is from RefSeq and is a predicted model, not a curated record. Bases 264 to 530 code for a protein of 88 amino acids. Gene Ontology annotation, cellular component: nucleus.